This is a messenger RNA of Bufo bufo (common toad), 549 nucleotides long. RefSeq lists its product as uncharacterized. The record is from RefSeq and is a predicted model, not a curated record. The transcript has 2 exons. Lineage: Eukaryota; Metazoa; Chordata; Amphibia; Anura; Bufonidae. The coding region runs from base 1 to 549 and encodes 182 amino acids.
AUGGAUCUGAGCCGGGGGUACUGGCAGAUUCCCCUGACCCAGGAGGCGCGGGAACGCUCUGUCUUUAUCACCCCCUUUGGAUUUCCCACCUGGGAGGAUCACCUACAGCACCUGACGCAGGUGCUGGGGUGGAUCCACCAGGCAGGCUUGACCAUCAAGCCGGAAAAGUGCCAGCUGGGCAUGAGCGAGGUCCACUACCUGGGGCAUCGGGUAGGCGGGGGGACCCUUAAGCCAGAGCCUGGGAAAGUGGAUGCUAUCGCAUCCUGGCCCACCCCCAGGACCAAGAAACAGGUGAUGUCCUUCCUGGGCACCGCCGAGUACUAUAGGAGGUUCGUCCCCCACUAUAGUAUCCUGGCGAAGCCCUUGACGGACCUCACCAAGAAGAAGCUGCCCUCCGCAGUCGAUUGGACGAACGACUGCGAGACAGCCUUCCGAGCGCUGAAGGCCGCCCUCUUGAGCUUCCCUGUACUACAGGCGGCCGACUUCACGCUGCCGUUUAUAGUGCAGACCGACGCCAGUGAUUUUGGCCUCGGUGCCGUACUCAGCUAG